Messenger RNA from Theobroma cacao (cacao), 1434 nucleotides. RefSeq lists its product as uncharacterized. Gene Ontology annotation, biological process: regulation of DNA endoreduplication. Gene Ontology annotation, cellular component: nucleus. The record is from RefSeq and is a predicted model, not a curated record. Lineage: Eukaryota; Viridiplantae; Streptophyta; Magnoliopsida; Malvales; Malvaceae.
UCUCUUAUCUCUCUAGGGUUUUGAUUACCUCUUUUCAUGUUCCGUAACUUGGGGUUUUCUUUCUUCCAGUUUGGUCUUCCUUUGGUGUUUCACACUUUCAACAAAAUCCAAGUUCAUCCUUUUGCCUUCAAGUCUUGGGUUUUAUUGGUUUGCUGCUUAAUAGUGCUGUGCUGCGCCUUAUAACAAUUUCUUCAGUUGAAAUUUGGUUAGAUGAUGAUCUGAUGUUGGGUUUUUCUCUGUAUCGUGUUCAAGUCCAUUUUGGGUGGGAUUUCUUUUGUUCACAAGCAUUAGGUCAUGAACAUGAAAAGUUUGAGCUUCUAAAGGGAUUGUUCAGUUGGCUUUUUCUUACUACUUUUCAGUCAAAUUUAGUUGCUUUGCUUUAAAGUAGUCCACCAGGUUUUAGACGUACUAGAUGGCAGUUUUUCUGCCCUAUUGGUAGUUUCUUCUCUUCACCCUGAGAAAAACUUGGUAAAGGGUUUAACUUGUUCACUCUUUCCAGUUUUUGGAAUACCUUUGGUUUUGUACUUCAGCUACUGCUCUUUAACUAUUCAUCCACUAUAUCUAGUUUUUUCCUUUUUUACUUUAUCAUCCUCUUUCAAUGGCACCCACCAGCAGAAGCAGCAAAACAAGAAGAAGAGCAAGCAAGCCAAGGAGAAGUAAUUACAAGAAGAAGCCUGUAAAGCCCAAGAUCAGUAUUCAAACGACAUCAGUGGUGGAGGAUUUGCCUUCAACGUCUUCUACCAUAAGCUCAGACAAUAUUGGCAAGAUCGAUGGCUUUGAUUUUGAAGGUGUAGAUGAUAUGAUCACUACGAGUCCUUGUUCCACACCAAAAGCUCAAAGGUUUCGAAUACCGGAGAUCAGUUCAUGCCCUCCAGCACCAAAGAAGCAAAGAGUUCUCUCCAGUUGCUCAUUGCAAAGAACUCCUAUUGCUUUCUUUGCUCCUCCAGACUUAGAGCUCUUCUUCUUCUUUGCACUUAGAGAUAUCUCCGUCUGAUGAUAAGUGCUUUCUUUUACAUAUAAGAUCAUUUUAAUAGUUUAAGAGGUGUUUCUAUUUGAUUUUCUUUUAGUAUUAGUUUGAUAUUUUAAAUUUGAUAUCAUUGAGGCAUAGUGUGAGAACUUAAGACUUUUUGAGUGAGUGAUUUAGGAAGAAGAAGAAGAAGAAGAAGAAGUUGGCAGCUAUAUUGCUUACUUUUUGGGGGGGGUAAUUGUAGUUGGGUUUUCAAAUUUGUAGGGUAUACUAAUCACUAAAUUUAGCUGGGCCUGAUCUCCAACUAAAUUUAGCUUUAAUUCCUACUUUUUUGUCUAUUUAAUAUUUCUUUUCAAAUGUAUUGCUGACUUUUUGAAGUCUGGGAAGAGUGCAAUAUUGUAAUAUAUGGGGUGCAAUUUGAAGUUUGUAAGUGUGAUUUAUAUAUGUUUUGUUAAAUGUUAAGUCAA